Messenger RNA from Aspergillus glaucus CBS 516.65, 1272 nucleotides. Its product is annotated as glutamate 5-kinase. The coding region runs from base 1 to 1272 and encodes 423 amino acids. Gene Ontology annotation, cellular component: cytoplasm; cytosol. Lineage: Eukaryota; Fungi; Ascomycota; Eurotiomycetes; Eurotiales; Aspergillaceae. Gene Ontology annotation, molecular function: ATP binding; RNA binding; glutamate 5-kinase activity. The transcript has 5 exons. The record is from RefSeq and is a predicted model, not a curated record.
AUGAAAGCCUCUGAGCGUCUCACCGUCGUCAUCAAACUAGGCACAAGCUCUAUCGUUGACGAAAAAACCCAUGAGCCCAUCCUCUCUAUCCUCUCGUUAAUUGUUGAAACGGCCGCCAAGCUUCACCGGGAUGGCCACAAUGUUGUCCUCGUUUCAUCCGGCGCUGUGGGUGUAGGGUUGCAACGGAUGGAUAUAGAAGAAAGACCAAAGAAUCUGCCUCGCGUCCAGGCACUUGCAGCUGUCGGUCAAUGCAGGCUCAUGAGUCUUUGGGAUGCGCUAUUUUCGCAUCUUCGUCUCCCUGUGGCACAAAUUCUGUUGACAAGGAACGAUAUCGCAGAUAGAACGCAAUAUGUUAAUGCUCAGAAUACCUUCUCGCAAUUGUUCGACAUGGGAGUGAUUCCAAUCGUCAACGAGAACGAUACACUGGCCGUUUCUGAAAUCAAAUUCGGUGAUAACGACACAUUGUCGGCCAUCACAGCAGCCAUGGUCAAGGCUGAUUAUCUAUUCUUGAUGACUGACGUGGAUUGCCUUUAUACCGCUAAUCCACGCACAAAUCCCGAUGCAAGGCCCAUAGAAGCGGUUACGGAUAUAUCUUCCCUGGAAGCAGAUGUUUCAUCUGCAGGUUCUUCCCUGGGAACUGGUGGCAUGAGCACAAAGAUCAUUGCUGCAAAACUGGGGACAAGUGCAGGUGUCACUACAAUCAUCACCAAAAGCUCGAAGCCCGGAAAUGUUCAUGAGAUUGUAAAAUAUCUCCAAAGGAUUCGACAGGAGUCCUCUGAAGGGAGCGCUACGGCCGAUAGCGAUCUUCAUAUGACAACUCAGGAGCCGCCAUCAACCCCUCCUCUUCACACCCGGUUCCUUCCCUCAGAUAGCCCUAUCCAGUCACGGUCAUUUUGGCUGCUCUACGGCUUAAAACCACACGGGACUAUCUAUAUUGACAAUGGUGCAUACCAUGCACUCCAAAACAAAGCGGGUCUUCUCCCGGCUGGUGUAUUGGGUGUGGAAGGUCAUUUUGCACAACAGGAAGCAGUGCGAUUGGUUGUGGUGGAGAAAAUCUCUCCUGAUGCUUUAAAUGGCGAAUUUCUUCAUCACUGGCAAGAGCCGAAGGAAGUUGGACGUGCUUUGGUCAAUUAUGGCAGCGUCGAGGUUGCUCGUAUCAAGGGCCACAGAAGCACUCAGAUUCAAUCCCUCCUCGGUUAUGCUGAUAGCGAAUACGUCGCCUUGCGCGAGAAUAUAUCUUUCUUCAACCACGAAGAUUCGCCUCGGCGGUAA